AGCUGAAGCAUCAUCAAUAAUUUGGCUGUCUUCGGCUGUCAGUUUAUUAGCAGCUUAUCAGCUUAGUUGUCAAGAUGGGUGGCUGUUGGUCAUGUGUGGCCUGCAGGUCUCACCCAGAGGCAGAACCAAAGGAUGAAGAUGAAGAGGGAGCACUGACAGGUCAUCCCAGAAACCCAACCCAUGUUGCACCAUUUUCUGGGGGACUCCCCAAUAUUUUGGGGGACACUCUGGGGAAAGAGCUCAUUGAGGAACCCUCCAUGCCAGAACCCCUUCCAGCACCUCGCAUCACCAACAACAUCCUGGGCGAAGUGCUCAUUGAGGAACCCUCCGUGCCAGAACCCCUUCCAGCACCUCACAUCACCAACGACAUCCUGGAGGAAGAGCUCACUGAGGAACCCUCCCUGCCAGAACCUCUUCCAGCACCUGGCAUGACCAAUGACAUCCUGGAGGAAGAGCAAACUGAGGAACCCUCCGUGCCAGAACCUCUUCCAGCACCUCGCAUCACCAACAACAUCCUGGAGGAAGAGCUCAUUGAGGAAACCUCAAUGCCAGAACCCCUUCCAACAUCUUGCAUCACCAAUGACCUACUGGGGAAAGUGCUCAUUGAGGCUACCUCAGUGCCAGGUCCUUCCAUCCUCACAGACACUCCAAAGGAAGCAGCUUCUGUGUCAGAGCCCUUACUAGAGCCUUCCAUUGCUGAUAAUUAUCUUCAGCAAGAAGUAGAACUCCUCAAAGGGUUACAGCAUUACUAUGUCCAGCAGCAACUGAGGGUUCGCCACAUUUCCCAACAGUUCCCUCGUUCUCUCCGGGCCAUCAGCUUGCAAAUUGGACACAUGCGGACAAGGCUCAUCCGCAGUGAAGUUCGGCUGCAGCGGUGGGAAAGGGAAGAUGUUCCUGCAGGCCCUGCUGCACUUCUCCAGCCCUCUGGGUCUGAUUCAUCAUUGUCCUCUGCCUCCCUGGAGGUUGCCUCCAUCCCACCCUCCACCUCCACCUCUUCCCUCCUCCUGCAUCCCUCUCCACCUCCUCCUCCUUCCCCACCUCCUCUGGAGCCGGACCUCAGCAAUGUGAAAGAAACUCUGCAGAGUUUGGUAGAGAUGCAGGUCCAUCAGCUGCGUGACCGCCAAAGAGACCUCCACAGCUGCCAGGAAUGCUUACAAAGCUUCAAGGCACUGAGGGGACAACUGAGGCGGCUAAGGAGCAGACUGGCCAGGGUGGAAGCCACUAUGGGGAUUGUGGUUCCUCCAAGGGAGCUGGACGUUGCUGAGGAAGAAGGGGAAGGCAAAUUAAAAGAGACAACUGUGCUGCUAUUUACAUAAGUAGCAAUAAAAUGCUGUGUAUAUAUUUUUAAAAUAUUAAAUAUUUGUUUUAAUAGGAUGUAGAGAUAGAACAGCAAUAAAACUUGCAUAUUUAUUGUUUAAAGAAAUAAAAUGUUUUAUUUUA
Messenger RNA from Hemicordylus capensis (graceful crag lizard), 1440 nucleotides. RefSeq lists its product as uncharacterized. The coding region runs from base 75 to 1316 and encodes 413 amino acids. The record is from RefSeq and is a predicted model, not a curated record. The transcript has 7 exons. NCBI's taxonomy places the organism in Eukaryota, Metazoa, Chordata, Lepidosauria, Squamata, Cordylidae.